Messenger RNA from Microthlaspi erraticum, 795 nucleotides. Lineage: Eukaryota; Viridiplantae; Streptophyta; Magnoliopsida; Brassicales; Brassicaceae. The record is from the annotation of a GenBank genome assembly.
AUGAGAAGCAGCAAGAACAUAGACGCUUACUCGCGCCGGCGAGAAGAGAUAGCGAGAGGGAACAGGCCCGUUGACUUUGACGAUGACUUUGUGGAGGACGAGAAUAUGGAGGAUGCCCCGUUUUCCGAGCCCACCCGAGAUGAGGAACCUAUUGAUACGACGACGGAAGCAGAGAUGAACCUCCUCCGAACAUUUCUCGACAUGAAGUUCGGCGGGACGAAGUACGCCGACCAAGACACCAUGGAGACGCUCCGUAUCGCAGACGAUGUCGAUGAGAUGUUCAACAAUCUCGGGAUCGGGGCACUUAUGUACACGCGGCACGAGUCUUACCGGAAUGCGUCAUGCCUUUUCCUCGCCACACUCGCCGACAAUCUCUGUCCCGACGGCAAAUACACAUCUGACGGGAGCGAUGGCUACAUCAGCUUUUGGGCCACGGGACGGAGGCACCAAUUCUCUUACAGAAAGAUCGAUCGAGCACUCUCUCUACCGCUGAGCAACCGCCACGGUCUUGAUGUUGACAAAGACGAGAUAACGGCUCUGUGGGGGACGAUCGCGUUUGGGGACUACAUCUCCUCAACCGCGAAGUCUUCUCACAUCCGGAGCCCACCGAUUCGCUACUUCCAGAAGGCCAUCGCCAACACACUCUUCUCGAGACAUGCGACCGGGAACGUGACAGAGAACGAGAUGAGCAUGAUCGAUGUGGCACUCACAGGCAUCCCGCUGAGGCUGAACAACGGGACACAACUCAGAGGCAGUAGAGCACAUGGAGGUAUCACAUGCAUCCCGCUGCUGUGA